AUGACUUAUUCACCGGAGUGUAUAAUCUGGAUGGUUGUGGGCCUGACUGAAUCUGUCACCAUAAUAGCUCUGAAUUCUUUGACAGUGAUUGCGUUUUGUAGAGACCGUAAUCUUCGUAAACGAUCAACGUACUUGGUGAUAAGCUUAGCAGUUGCAGAUAUGUUAUCCGGGGGAAGUUCUGCACUCAACUUCUUCGAUGAUGUUGGAGAGACAUGGAACCUUUGGAGGCACAAUAGAGCGUAUUGGUAUAUACCUCAGGUGUUCAUCCUCUGGUUUCCCGUUUGUUCGUUGACAAAUAUGACUGUUAUUUCUCUAGAACGCCUGAAUGCAACGUUUUGGCCCUUCAGACAUCACACGAUCAAAAAGUCAGUCUAUUGGGUUCUUAUAAUCGCCAUCUGGUUGACAACACUACUCUUUUGUGCGUUAACAAUGAAAUAUCACCAUGCAUAUAAAGAGGAUUAUUAUCACUACGCUUGGGGUUCAUUCAUCUCAAUUUGUCUUUUGGUCAUUUGUGUUUCUUACGUUUUUAUUUUUGUCAAGCUUCGCUUUGGAAAUCAGCCUCGACACCAUGGCGCGGCAAAUAGGGAAAGGAAACUGACCGUGACGUUGUUCACCGUGACUUCUCUCUCUCUUCUAUUGUGGCUGCCUUAUCUUAUAGCUAGUUUUCUGUUUUUUGCCGCUAACAUUUUAAGUUCAUUAUCUGAAACAGCGCUUUUCCAUUUAGAACGUUGUUCAGUGAUCUUGUUUUACGCAAACUGUUUUUUAAAUCCGAUAUUGUAUACUAUGAGAAUGCCAGGCUUUAGGCGAGCUUUAAAGUUAUUAUGUCGCCAACGACCUCAGGCAAACAGACAGGUUGAGAUCAUUCCCCUCGGUGAGAUUAACCCACAAAUUUGA
Molecule: messenger RNA, 894 nt
Organism: Pocillopora verrucosa
Lineage: Eukaryota; Metazoa; Cnidaria; Anthozoa; Scleractinia; Pocilloporidae
Source: RefSeq, a predicted model, not a curated record